GGGCAGAAAGAAAGUUGCCGUCUUCUCUUUUAGCCCUAAAUUAGUCCGAAAAUACAGAAUCCUACGUGCUCCCGUGGUGUCAAAGUGGUUUUUGCUGUUGGCCCCUUGAUUUAAAGCUAAUACGUUUUUUCCCCCCCGCACAGGAAUUAUCUACGAUGUGAUUGUGGAGCCUCCGAGCGUUGGGUCGAUGACAGACGAACACGGGCAUCAAAGGCCGGUGGCCUUCUUGGCCUACAGAGUAAACGGGCAAUAUAUUAUGGAAGGGCUUGCAUCCAGUUUCCUCUUCACAAUGGGUGGCCUAGGCUUCAUAAUUCUGGAUCGAUCCAAUGCACCAAAUAUCCCCAAGUUGAAUAGAUUUCUCUUGCUUUUUAUUGGAUUUGUAAGCGUGCUUUUGAGCUUCUUCAUGGCCAGAGUUUUCAUGAGGAUGAAAUUACCGGGCUACUUGAUGGGUUAGUACCUCUUGUGGUGUAUGAAAGCCCAAGCUGAAUUUACUCCUCUUCAUGAAGUGUUUAAGAAGAAGCAGCAAUCGACAAAUUCCAUAGUCACUGUCAACAGGAAAAAGACCUGGUCAUGAGAAACAGCUGGGGGAAGGGUGCUAUCUCUGCAAACAAACUUUCAUUACCAGUGGCUGAUUCAGGCUUAAAACAGCAUUUUGGAUCAUUUCUGUUCUAGAGCUUUUGAAAAGGGCAGGUUACCUAGUUGUUGUUUAAUGCCAGUUCAUGUGAAAUAGAAAACCUUUCUUUAGCUCUGCCCUGAAAUGAGUAUUAGCCGUUGGUUUGACAGUUCUUUGUUGCAAGAUCUGUCCCCUGUUCCCUGUGUGGGAAGAUUGUGUGUUUGAAUUGGGAAAGAAAUACCUGAAACCUAUCUUUCCACAUUAUAAUUAGAAAACCAGAAACUUUGGAUGCUUUGCAGUCAAAACACAACAUGUCUGAAAUGAUAUCAAAGGCAUCUUUUGCCUUGAAAUUAAUAGCUCUAUAUGAGCAAAUCUAGAUAUGCACUGGGAAAGAGGUAAACUGUAUGAAUGUGCAUUUCUUUUUUGAAACGGUGUACGAAAGGAGACAAAUAAAACUUAUUUUCUACAAAAUUAUUGGAA
This is a messenger RNA of Struthio camelus australis, 1093 nucleotides long. NCBI's taxonomy places the organism in Eukaryota, Metazoa, Chordata, Aves, Struthioniformes, Struthionidae. The record is from RefSeq and is a predicted model, not a curated record.